GAAUUUUUAUCGUGUUACGUUGCUUUCGAAGAAUUUCUGACGUUUCUUUCGGCAGCACAUGGGUAAUGUAAAAACCAUUUAAAGAGAUUAAAACAUUAUUUCCCAACCGCAAUUUCCGUAAACAUUCAGUGAAAGUGUGUUCAAACGAUUUAUUUUUACAACGGGAUCAUUCGUGUUAUGUAGUAAAAGAUGUGUGAGGUUAGGUUAACGGAAAAAUGUACUACAGUCGCGUUGCGGUAUCGUUUCGUCUUCAAGCGAAACGAAAACGGAGAUCCCACGUUGGAAUAUCUUCCUCACGCCGUUAAAAAAUUAGAAAUUCCCUCAACACCUCCGCCAGAAGAAGAACAAAAAGAGGAAGAAGUUGAAAUCGAAGAAGUCGACGUUAAAUACCUCAGAAGUUUGGAUCCUAAAGAAUGGAAGAAACAAGAUCAUUAUAAAGUUUUGGGUUUAGAAAAUGCUCGUAUUAAAGCUAGUGAUGAGAUCAUUAAAACUGCUUAUAGAAAAAUGGUUUUAAAGCAUCAUCCGGAUAAAAGAAAAGCUCAAGGUGAAGAGAUUAGGACGGAUGAUGAUUAUUUUACUUGUAUUACAAUGGCUUAUGAAACUUUGGGUAAUUCUAUUAAGAGGCGAUCUUAUGAUUCUGUCGAUCCCGAAUUUGACGAUUCUUUACCUUUACAAAGUGAUAUUAAACAAGAUUUCUUCAAAACGUUAUCGUUUUAUUUUGAUCUAAAUUCGCGAUGGUGCGAAAAAAAACAUGUUCCUAAAUUGGGAGAUUUAGAUUCGCCACGAGAAAAAGUGGAGUAUUUUUAUUCAUUUUGGUAUGACUUUAAAUCCUGGAGAGAAUAUUCUUACGAAGAUGAAGAGGAUAAAGAUAAAUGUCAAGAUAGGGAAGAAAGGAGAUAUGUAGAUAAAAUAAAUAAAGCAGAACGCUUAAGAAAAAAGAAGGAAGAAAUGGCGCGGAUAAGAUCUUUAGUUGAUUUAGCUUAUAAUGCUGAUCCAAGAAUAGCAAAGUUUAAACAAGAGGAUAAAGAUAAAAAGUUAGCUGCUAAAAAAGCACGCCAGACUGCUGCUCAACAAAAGAAAGAGGAGGAGGAAAAGUUAUUGCGUGAAGCUAAAUUAGCAAAAGAAAAAGCUGAAGCUGAAGAAAAAGCUAAAAUUGAAGCCAAAAGGCUGGAACGUGAAGCUCAAAAGAAAGCUUUGAAAAAAGAGAGAAAAAUAUUUAGGGAUACUUGUAAAAGUAGCAAUUAUUUCUCAGAAAAAGAAUCGGAACGUAUUAACAAUAUGAUGGCUGUUGAUCAAAUUUGCGAAGUCUUCUCCGCCCUUGAAUUAGCCGAAUUAAACAAAAAUUUAAAAAACAACGGAAAACAAGCCUUCGCAAAAGCAAUGAGUGAAUCUCAAGCGCGCAUCGAAGAAGAGAAAAAAUCCGUUUUAGAAACAUACACGCAAAAAGUAACGGAACAACUUCAAAACACCAACAUUGCAAAUCCAGAAUGGACAAACGAUAACUUACAACUUUUAAUAAAAGCCGUCAAUUUAUUUCCCGCGGGAACUAAUCAACGUUGGGACGUUGUAGCUAACUUUUUAAACCAACACGGUACUUUUACCGAAAACACAAGAAAAUUUAAUUCAAAAAUGGUAUUGGCAAAAGCAAAAGAUUUACAAAGUACGGAUUUCUCAAAAAAUAACUUAAAAGAAGCCGCGAAUAAACAAGCGUUUGAUAAUUUGAAGAAGGAAAAACGAAAUGUGGUUGUAACAGCUGAUGAAUCAAAAAAAAUUGAUGAUGAGAAAAUUGCGAUAAACGGCGGAAUGACUAAUGGGGAACUAAAACAAGUUGAUAAACCUUGGACAACUCAGGAACAACAAUUACUUGAACAAGCGUUAAAAACUUAUCCGGCGAGCACGCAAGAACGUUGGGAUAAAAUAGCCGAUUGCGUACCUGGACGUACCAAAAAAGACUGUAUGAAAAGAUACAAGGAACUUGUUGAGAUCAUCAAGGCGAAAAAAGCUGCCCAAACGGCCGGCGGGGCGACCAAAUAACGCAUGCUAUUUUUAGUCCUUAUCAAAUUGUUGAAACUGUAAAACCAGUUUAUUAAGUUUAAUUUACGAGAUAUUUAUUCUUCACUCUCUUAUAAA
Messenger RNA from Onthophagus taurus, 2130 nucleotides. Lineage: Eukaryota; Metazoa; Arthropoda; Insecta; Coleoptera; Scarabaeidae. The record is from RefSeq and is a predicted model, not a curated record.